Messenger RNA from Acanthisitta chloris (rifleman), 798 nucleotides. RefSeq names its product disrupted in renal carcinoma 2 (gene SLC49A4). The transcript is spliced from 6 exons. The annotation marks the transcript as partial. NCBI's taxonomy places the organism in Eukaryota, Metazoa, Chordata, Aves, Passeriformes, Acanthisittidae. Gene Ontology annotation, cellular component: intracellular membrane-bounded organelle; membrane. The record is from RefSeq and is a predicted model, not a curated record.
GUUUGAGAGUAACUGUGUUGCUAACAUCGUCCCUCAUGGUACUGGGAGCUGGCCUGAGAUGUGUUCCAGUUUCAGACCUAGAAAUUAGGAAGAAGCUGAUUCACGGAGGGCAGCUGUUAAAUGGCUUGGCAGGGCCAACUGUGAUGAACGCGGCACCAUUUCUGUCCACGACCUGGUUUUCUCCGGAUGAACGAGCCACAGCGACAGCCAUCGCAUCCCUGCUCAACUACCUUGGCUGUGCUGGAGCCUUCCUGGUGGGGCCUCUUGUGGUGCCAUCUCCUAACGGGACAGCUCAUGGCCCACUGCUGUCACAGAGCAGCACUGAGCACAUCAAGGACCGCAUCGAGGCUGUGCUGUAUGCAGAAUUUGGAAUGGUUUCCCUGAUAUUUUCCGCAGCGUUGGCCUAUUUCCCCUCACGCCCUCCAUUCCCUCCCAGCGUGGCUGCAGCGAGUCAACGACUCAGCUACAGGAGAAGUUUUUGCAGACUCUUAAGCAAUUUCCGAUUCUUGAUGAUUGCUUUAGCCUAUGCCAUACCACUGGGUGUUUUCUCUGGCUGGUCUGGUGUUCUGGAUUUGAUAUUAACACCUGUGCAUGUGAGCCAAGUGGAUGCAGGCUGGAUUGGAUUUUGGUCUAUAGUUGGAGGUUGUGUUGUUGGCAUAGCAAUGGCAAGAUUUGCAGAUUUUAUCAGGGGCAUGCUGAAGUUUAUACUGCUGCUGCUUUUAUCUGGAGCAACAUUAGCAUCAACCUGGUUCACUCUCACCUGUCUAACUAGUGUCACUCAUCUGCCUUUAACCACAG